Molecule: messenger RNA, 2524 nt
Organism: [Candida] anglica
Lineage: Eukaryota; Fungi; Ascomycota; Pichiomycetes; Serinales; Debaryomycetaceae
Source: the annotation of a GenBank genome assembly
GUUACUGCUUGUAUUGAUUCUCUGAUUGUCACUCAUUCCAAUGGAAAAUGUACAGCUCUACGGGCAUGGAAACAUACUGCUGACCUCGGUGGCGCCCAUGCCGGCGGCACAGGUGUCGAGUGUCGGGUUCAACACCCUCAAGAAGUGGAACACCGGGUCGUCCAUGAUCCUGGGGAAUUCAUCAUUGAACACCUCCACCACCGUCACGACUCAAAGUACCGCAUCCAAGUUGGGUGGUGGGCUUCUGAGGAUAUUCACCAGGAACAAGUCCCAGCAAACAAUCGAACCUCCACCAUCAUUCCACCGAGAAUACAGAGACAACAGCAUUGAUGAAGACGAAGAAAUGCGAUUCCCCUCUUCAUCGUCCAAUAUCGUGGCUGGAGGUGACAAGAAAUCAAUGUUCAAGUUGCCACGUGGGAAGCUCAGACUCCCACGGAAAAGAUCGGGCAGUCUUGUGGGCUCCGGGGCUGGAGUGGUGGAAGAUGGCGGGGGCCCGUCAUCUUCAUCGCCCAUCAAGGGCAAGUCUAGGACCAAGGGUAAGCCAGAUUUGAAGGUACAAACUGGUGGUCAUCAUGGACUCAAAGUCCCGAAAAAGAUCCUAAGUGCCGCCAAGGAUGGUGACUCUGUGGGUAGGAAAAAUAGCGUCAACUCGCCCGUGUCGACGUUCCAUAGCUUGUUUAGAAGCAGCAUACUGGCGCAAUCGGUGCAGGCGGCAACAGCACCCCUGGGCACGGUUUCCACAGUGGUGGCUCCGUUGUCGGAGAAGGGGCUCAGUGUGUCGGCGCUAGAACGGCCCUUUGCCUCACCCAAGGACGACCCACUGCUGCUUCUGCUGCGGGGUGGAUACCACCACCAUCUCCAACUCCCGCCCACGACUGCCAACAGAACGGCAAUAGACCUCUCGUCCAACAAUUCAAACUCCUUCAUCUCAGACAUCUCCUUUGCCAUGGUCUACCACUUCACAGACCCAGACUUCUCGGCAGACACGGCCCCAGACGACCACACGACGUUUCUGGACAUCCACAAGAAACUACUUGUCCCGACCGACCAGUUCCUUCUGCAACGGUUGGGCCAUGUGGCGUUGAGUGGGAACAACGGAUCUGCGGCGAACUUGAGCAGUUUUGGCACGCCUACGGGAAGCUCUGUGGGUAUGGGUAUGAGCGGCCUGGGUGGUGGACCCGGUGGGCCUGGCAGCUAUCUUGGAAUGUCCAUGGGCAACCCAUCGACUCUGUCAAUGGCAACCAGCCUCCCGGCAGGCCUUGGUAUCAUCACCGACGAUGAAGAGACGUAUUUCCACCGUUAUCUUAUUGAUUUCGGCAAGACAAACGUACAAUUCUUUACACUUCUUCUCAGUCUACUCCAGCCACUUUUCCUCCCAUCCCAGCAACGGACGCUUGCAAAUGGAUCCACUCACGCGUACCUUGGAUCCACCAUAGAGGACAUGGCGGCGUAUGUGCAAGACAACUACGUUAAGAGCGGUGUAGAUGAACGUCAAUCCCCUGUUGCCUCGAAGAGACGCACCCGGCCCUCGCGGGCGGUGAGCGCUGCCACGGCGUCUUCCGCUCUUCUGGACACUCGACUUGAUGACUUACGAGUCAGAGAAAUAUACCAGGAUCUCCUCACGUUCUUUGUUAAGGCGUUGAUCAUUUAUAAUGAAGAUAUAAAGAGAACUUCGACUGGAGAUGACCUUCUCACCGGAUGGAGACACAUUGCAGAGGCAUGGACAUACUUCAACCAGCGCGUACGGUUUUCCCUAAUGUCCAUCUUCUACCCAUUAGAAAGGUUUUUCAACGACGUUGUGCUGUUUUCAGGGACCCCGAUUGCGAUAAACAUUGAGAGAAUCCUUCUCUUGGCCUUUAGGGAUGCCAUCAUUGUUCCAUUUUUGAUUCGCCGCUCAAACCAUUACCAACGGAAACAAAGGGAUGGAAGUGCCACUGGUGACUGGUUCACACAGGAGGAAGAGACGACUCUCAAGCUGAAUGAAGACUUGCUCAACCGUAUCAUCGACUGUUUAGGAGUGGUAACCACACAAACGGUCACGGAGACUGGGAACUCUGAUGGAGAAGAGCAUAUAAGAACAGAAGUUGCCAUGCAAACGUUGGACUGGAUUACUAGCAUUUAAGGAUCCUACUUCCCAAGAUUACUCCUCGAGAAGGGGUCAGCCUAGAGUCUGUGCUGCCCCGCCCCGCAGGGUAAAGGAGUGGUUAAUGCUCUACGGGGUCUGUGAGCCGCUCCGCUGGCACUCCGUGGGCCACUAGCCGUGGGGGCCUUGUUCCUCUAACGAGGAAGGGGUCCAGGACCAGAAGAACUCCUCGUAGAGGAGCUAGGAACCACGCAGUGGCUCUCCCCGAGCAGGGGCCAGCGGAGCAUCGUGCUGCCCCGCAGGGUAAGGGAGUAGCUUCCAAUCAACGGGGCGGGAAAGCGCGCGUGGUAGCAAUCAGUAGCUCUCCCAGAGUAGGAGAUUCAUUGUAAAUAGACUACAUAAAAACUGUAUAUUAACAGAUACUUACAUGGAAACACAGUU